This is a messenger RNA of Carlito syrichta (Philippine tarsier), 3383 nucleotides long. RefSeq names its product dual specificity phosphatase 16 (gene DUSP16). Gene Ontology annotation, molecular function: MAP kinase tyrosine/serine/threonine phosphatase activity; protein tyrosine/threonine phosphatase activity. The transcript is spliced from 7 exons. Gene Ontology annotation, biological process: protein dephosphorylation; negative regulation of MAPK cascade. Bases 491 to 2482 code for a protein of 663 amino acids. Gene Ontology annotation, cellular component: nucleus; cytoplasm. Lineage: Eukaryota; Metazoa; Chordata; Mammalia; Primates; Tarsiidae. The record is from RefSeq and is a predicted model, not a curated record.
AAAACUCUCUGAAGUUUUUAUUUACCCAGUGCUCUGGCUGCCACUUAUGCUUUAAAAGAUUAUAAAUCAAUACUCUGCUCUUACAAGUGAACCAAACCUAUCAAACCUGUUUAGAAAAGGACCAGGCUUUCAGUCCAGUGUAAAGCUGUUGGAGCGAGGGAGCAAAGGUAAAGAAUGAUGUAAUGCUCUGGCCGCCCCAAAGCAUCUUUUGUUGUGGGAUGGUUAUUCCAGUCAUCUCUUUAUGAAUCAAAUGUGAGGGACUGCUUUGUGGACGGAGUCCUUUGCAAGAGCACAUCAACGGGAAAGAGAAAGAGACAUUCACUUGGAGGGCUCUUGCUGAAAAUGGGUUUAACUCUCCUUUUGCCAGUCACCACCAGCCUGACCUCAUACAUUUUUAGUACAAUGGAGUUGCUGAGCCUUUGAGCACACCAUCAUUACAUCAUCGUGGCAAAUUAAAGACGGAGGUGGAAAAAGAGGACUUAUUGUUGUCAUGGCCCAUGAGAUGAUUGGAACUCAAAUUGUUACUGAGAGGUUGGUGGCUCUGCUGGAAAGUGGAACGGAAAAAGUGCUGCUAAUUGAUAGCCGGCCAUUUGUGGAAUACAAUACAUCCCACAUUUUGGAAGCCAUUAAUAUCAACUGCUCCAAGCUUAUGAAGCGAAGGUUGCAACAGGACAAAGUGUUAAUUACAGAGCUCAUCCAGCAUUCAGCAAAACAUAAGGUUGACAUUGAUUGCAGCCAGAAGGUUGUAGUUUACGAUCAAAGCUCCCAGGAUGUUGCCUCUCUAUCCUCAGACUGCUUUCUCACUGUACUUCUGGGUAAACUGGAGAAGAGCUUCAACUCUGUUCACCUGCUUGCAGGUGGGUUUGCUGAGUUCUCUCGUUGUUUCCCUGGCCUCUGUGAAGGAAAAUCCACUGUAGUCCCUACCUGCAUUUCUCAGCCUUGCUUACCUGUUGCCAACAUUGGGCCAACCCGAAUUCUUCCCAAUCUGUAUCUUGGCUGCCAGCGAGAUGUCCUCAACAAGGAGCUGAUGCAGCAGAAUGGGAUUGGUUAUGUGUUAAAUGCCAGCAAUACCUGUCCAAAGCCUGACUUUAUCCCUGAGUCUCAUUUCCUGCGAGUGCCCGUGAAUGACAGCUUUUGUGAGAAAAUUUUGCCGUGGUUGGACAAAUCAGUGGAUUUCAUUGAGAAAGCGAAAGCCUCCAAUGGAUGUGUCUUGGUGCACUGUUUAGCUGGGAUCUCUCGCUCCGCCACCAUCGCCAUCGCCUACAUCAUGAAGAGGAUGGACAUGUCUCUAGAUGAAGCCUACAGAUUCGUGAAAGAAAAAAGGCCUACCAUAUCUCCAAACUUCAAUUUUCUGGGCCAACUCCUGGACUAUGAGAAGACGAUUAAGAACCAGACUGGAGCAUUUGGGCCAAAGAGCAAAAUCAAGCUGCUGCACCUGGAGAAGCCAAGCGACCCUGUCCCUGCGGUCUCAGAGGGUGGACAGAAAAGCGAGCUGCCCCUCGGUCCACCCUGUGCCGACUCUGCUACCUCAGAGGCAGCGGGGCAGAGGCCCGUGCACCCCGCCGUCGUGCCCGGCCUCCAGCCGUCCCUGUUGGAGGACAGUCCCCUGGUGCAGGCGCUCACCGGGCUCCACGUGUCCUCAGACAGGCUGGAGGACAGCAGCAAGCUCAAGCGCUCCUUCUCUCUGGAUAUCAAAUCCGUUUCCUACUCAGCCAGCGUGGCGGCAUCCUUCCACGGCUUCUCCUCGGCAGAAGACGCGCUGGAGUACUACAAGCCCUCCAGCGCUCUGGACGGGACCAGCAAGCUGUGCCAGUUCUCCCCGGUUCAGGAAGUGUCCGAGCAGACUCCGGAGACCAGCCCGGACAAGGAGGAAGCCAGCCUCCCCCAGAAGCCGCAGACUCCCAGGCCUUCCGACGGCCAGAGCAAGCGACUGCACUCGGCGCGGCCCGGCGGCGGCGGCGGCGCCCAGAGGCCCCUCUUGUCCCCGCUGCACCGGAGCGGGAGCGUGGACGACAACUCCCACACCAGCUUCCUCCUCGGCCUCUCCACCAGCCAGCAGCACCUCGCCAAGUCGGCGGCCGGGCUGGGCCUCAAGGGCUGGCACUCGGACAUCCUGGCCCCCCAGACCUCCGCCCCCUCCCUGGCCAACAGCUGGUACUUCGCCGCGGAGUCCUCGCACUUCUACUCCGCCUCGGCCCUCUACGGGGGCAGCGCCAGCUACUCGGCCUGCAGCUGCAGCCAGCUGCCCACGUGCGGCGACCAGGUGUACUCCGUGCGCCGGCGGCAGAAGCCAAGUGACCGGGCCGACUCGCGGCGGAGCUGGCACGAAGAGAGCCCCUUUGAAAAGCAGCUGAAGCGCCGGAGCUGCCAGAUGGAGUUUGGCGAGGGCAUCAUGUCGGAGAACAGGUCGCGAGAAGAACUGGGGAAGGUGGGCAGCCAGUCCAGCUUCUCAGGCAGCGUGGAGGUCAUCGAGGUCUCCUGAGGGGGGCACGCAGGACCUCCGGCUCGGCUGUUCUCUUGUUCACGGAAAACUCCCUGUAAAUCUGAAAUAUAUAUAUGUACAUACAUAUAUAUUUUUGGAAAUGGAGCUACGGUGUGAAGCAAAAGAUGGCUCGACCCCGCUGUUCUCUCAACAUCUGCAUUUGAGAGACCAGCUGAUGUUUUUCUCAACAAGAGUGGAGGGCAGGUGAUAGAGUUCCCCCUAGACAGAGGCAGCCGUCCUCCUGUUCUUACAAGCAGGCGUGUUUGGUGUUAGAGGACAGACCCCCCCCACCCCCGUGUUUAUGUUGUGCUACAAAGACUCAGAGACUCGUCUUUGCCCAGUCCCUUCCAUCGUGCACCUUAGCGCUGAGACUGAGCCAGCUCGUGGGUCGGGUAGAUAGACCCUGCUCGGGAUAGAGCCUAACGGGAAAUCCAAGAGAAAGGAUCGUAUCCAAAGCUGAUUCACACACUGCGCUCACCUGACAGCCGAGUGACGCAGGCAUCAUUCUGCUGGACGGACCGUUAGGGCCUUGCCAAGAUCUACUUUAGAAUAAACCCAGUACCUCAGAUGGGAAAGUCGGGGCUCUCACCACUACUGUGUCUGGAAGCCCAUUUUCUAGGCGUGAAUAGGUAGGUAGCUAGUCACACUUGCAGACCCAGUCAGACUGUCUACGCACAGAAUUCCGGUUGGGCCUGGAUGGAGGUAGUUCAUUCUUUCUUCUCACCUUAUGAAGAAGGAGGAGAGAAAGCAUCUAGGAUUCAACUUCACGGCCAGGAAUCUGGCAGCAUAACGCUCUAAGCUAGGGUUGAGAGGCUAGACAAGUCUACCUCCCUCUUUAUAAAUCAAAGAAUCGUUUAAAAUGGGAUUGUUAAUCCUUUAAAUAAAGAGGAACUUGGUUUCA